UCCUGCUUUGUGUCUGUCCUUUGUUCACGCCCGUUGAUGCUGGGAGGACAGCGCACCGUGUGUUACAUCACGCAGGGCUCGAAUUUCACGCGUUUCACUCCAGGCACAAACACGAGGGGAGGCUGACAGCUGGGAUGCUUUAUUUGCUCGCGAGCUCGGCUAUCGGAGCGCACUUCUGAGGGACGCUUUCAAAGGAGUGGGGUCCGCUCCGCGAAGCAAACCGCUGUCGCCUGUACAUUUUCCGCAUCUGGAGAAACGUUUAAAAAUAUUAGCCUACACAUCGACGGAUUUUAUUGCCUCUUUGACCGCUCGAAUUUUCUCGUGGGAGAUGAGCGCACCACAAUGAGCGCAAGGUGACCUGCAAGCACCCUGUAACAGGCUCUCCCUCUCAAGACAACUGCAUCUUUGUCGUCAACGAACACUUGAAUUGCGGGAAAAUCGUUCGUCCUGUCUUACACAGGCUACACAGGCCUGCGUCCAAACCGCCAGCGAAUGAGAAGAAGGAGCGGCCACUGAGCACCAUGAGUGAAACGUCCAACUACACCGGUGGUUCGGGCGACUACGCCACGUACCCCAACAGCCCUGCGGGCACACAGCGACCAUCAAGACCCUCUAAAAAAAUCCACAAUUUUGGAAAGAGGUCAAACUCCAUAAAGAGAAACCCGAACGCACCAGUUAUAAAAAGCAACUGGCUUUACAAACAGGACAGCACCGGGAUGAAGUUGUGGAAGAAGAGAUGGUUCGUGCUGUCCGACAUGUGCCUCUUCUACUACAGAGAUGAGAAGGAAGAAGGGAUCCUCGGCAGCAUCCUUCUGCCUAGUUUUCAUAUUUCCCUGUUGUCUGUGGACGACCACAUCAACAGAAAGUACGCCUUCAAGGCGACGCACCCAAACAUGCGCACAUACUACUUCUGCAGCGACACGGCCAAAGACAUGGAGUCCUGGAUGAAGGUGAUGACGGAUGCAGCACUGGUGCACAGCAACCCAGUCAACAGGCUGGAGCGACUCAAAGUGGAGCAGUGUGGCCCGCAGGACGUGAUGAAUAACGGGCCCAACCACCAUCCAGCCCCACAGCAGCAGCCCCAGCCCCAGGUCCCGGACCAGCCGGACCAGUCGGACCAGCAGCCUCUGGAGCAGCCGCAGAGCGCCGAGCAGGGCGGUGGGAGUGGGGGCGGCAGCCUCGAGCGGCAGCACGACGCCGAGCGCUACGGUUUCCAAACGGACGGCGGCGGUGGCGGUGACUGGGACCGGCCGCCGCUCACCAAGAUCACAGGCGCACGCCUGCAGCAGCACCAGCAGCAGCAACACCAGCAUCCAGCCAACGGGGGGCCGCACCAGGGCCUCCAGUCCAGCCCGGCCCAGCUCAACGGCACCGGCGCGGGGGAGCGCAGCAGCCCCGGAGCGGAGCUGGGCAACGGGCCAAGCCAGAGAGCGGGCGCCCAGACGCCCGUGCCUGAGCCCCAGCGCGUCCUGCAGAGGACCAACUCCAUGCAGCAGCUGGAGCAGUGGGUCCGCUCACAGAGAGGCCGCGGCCAAGACGACGACACCCGCAGUGUCUCCUCCUACCAGACGUUGCCCAGGAACAUGCCAAGCCACCGGCCGCCGGUAGCCAUGCCGAUGUACGCAGACGGCUACCGCACGCUCCCGCGCAACAGCUUGGCGCGCCCGGACAGCGUGUGCAGCAUCUCGCCCUCGCUCUACGACCGCAUGCUGGGCCCGGCGGCGGCGUCCACUCCGGGCGCAGGCAUGGACAAGCGGCGGUCCAUGCGCGACGACACGCUGUGGCAGCUGUACGAGUGGCAGCAGCGCCAGGCGUACGUCCGGCACCCGCUCCACCCGCCGCAGCGUCCGGCGCACCAGCUGUACGGCGGCAUGCCCAGCCCCAAGACCAUGAUCAACCUGUCAGAGCACACAGGGCCGUCCAUCCCGCCCUCGCCCUCCCACGGCUCGCUCUACCAGGCCGGCUACUCACCGUUGCACGCCUACAACGCCGGCAGCUCGCGCUCCGAGCUCUCCUCGCCUGUCUACGGACGCGGGGACCUCAGCAUCGAUCGCCGUCACAGGGGGCAGCUCAACAAGUAUGGUUAUCCACCUGAUCGUAGGUCCAUGCCAACAGGAAUCCCAAUCCAGACCAUCACUCCUCAGUCACUGCAAGGGAAAACGCCGGAGGAGCUGACCCUGCUGCUGAUCAAACUGCGCCGGCAGCAGGCCGAGAUCACCAACAUCCGAGAGCACACGCUAGUGCAGCUCAUGCAGCUGAACCUCGACGCCCAAAACCCAAAGAACGACAUUUUGUCACAUCACCUCCAAAGGACCCUUAUGUAUCUGGACGAGCAGAUGAAGGAAAAUGACCCCUUAAUCCUCACCAUUCACACUAUGAUUGAGAACUCAGCCCCGCGGCCACAGCUCUACCAGCAAAUGAGCCCAGAUGACUACAGAGACCAUGCCUAUAUGUGCAGACCAGAGGAACAUGAUAUUGAUACCAAGUUGAGCAGGCUGUGUGAGCAGGACAAGGUCGUCCGGAGUCAGGAAGAGAAGCUGCAGCAGCUCCACAGAGAGAAGCACACCCUAGAGACGGCGUUGCUGUCGGCCAGUCAGGAGAUUGAGAUGAGCGCAGACGACCCGGUGGCCGUGCAGAGCGUCGUCCAGCAGAGAGACCUGCUCCAGAGUGGCCUGCUCAGCACCUGCAGAGAACUAUCCCGCGUCAACACAGAGCUGGAGCGGUCGUGGAGAGAGUAUGACCGGCUGGAGGCAGAUGUGGCCAUGGCCAAGAGCAACCUCCUGGAGCAGCUGGAGGCACUGGGGAGCCCUCAGACUGAGCCCCCCAGCCAGCAGCAUGUUCACAUCCAGAAGGAGCUGUGGAGGAUCCAGGACGUGAUGGAGGCGCUGAACAAGAACAAGCCCCCGAGGAACGCCGAUGGCUCAGGUUUUUUCACCUCCACACCUAUCUCCAGCCAUCAGAAGAGCGAGGGCCCAGACUACCGACUGUAUAAGAGUGAGCCAGAACUGACCACUGUGGCAGAAGUGGACGAGACUAACGGAGAGGAUCGCUCUGAGCAUGCCAUGGAGAGAGACUCUAGUGCCAAAGGCAUGUCCUACCCGGUUGGAAUAGUGCCUCCCAGAACCAAAUCACCCAUGCCUGAGUCCUCCUCCAUUGCCUCCUAUGUCACCCUGAGGAAGAACAAGAAGCCCGACCCCAGAGCGGAGCGUCCACGUAGUGCGGUGGAGCAGCUAAGUGCGGCGGAGUCGAGCGCACGUCCGCGCAUGAGCGUGGAGGAGCAGAUGGAGCGCAUCCGGCGGCACCAGCAGGGGGCACUGCAGCAGAAGAAGAAGAGCCUGGCUGUGCUGGGGGGCAGCCCGGGCGCUCAGGAGAACUCGCCCUCACGCAGCCCCUCCUUCUCCAAAGAAAACCCCUUCAGGACCAUGCAGUCCACCCAGGGUCGGCGGAGGAACGAGGGUUUCUGCACUGACCUGCAGGAGCUGGAGGCCUCUCUGAGAGAGCAGGAGGUGGUGCAGGAGCACGAGAGUCCGGCCGAGGAGAUUGCCCGUCUCAAAGAGGCCGUGGAUCCCGAGCACUUCAACAUGGACCGCGAGCUGUCCAAGCCAGAGAAGGUGGUAAUCCCCGAGCGCUACAUGGAGCCAGAGCCGGAGGAGGCCCUGAGCCCGGAGGAGGAGGCCGACAAGAGGAAGAAGGUGGACCGCAUCAAGGCCCUUAUCGCCAAGAACAGCAUGCAGAACAUGCACCCUGGUGUGGCUCUGAGCCCAGAGGUGGAGUCGGAGGAGGAGGCCACUGCCCAGACGCAGGAGAAGAUCAUCAACAUCUCCUACGAGCUGGCCGCAGAGGCCUCCAAGCGCUCCAAACUGGUGGCCGCAAAAAGCCUCCCUUCCUCCCCCCAGUCCCCUGUGCCCCCUGCAACACACACUCCCCUGCAGCUCACAGAUGGGACACACUUCAUGUGUGUGUAGUGCCCUGGCCACACACAAGCCCUGGCCUCAGUGAAGACCUACACAUGAGGACGGGUGGUUUGGAGAGUGACCCCAACAGCACACGGUGUCCCGACUGGCCAGAUCGCUAACUCUCGAGGCUUUAAAUACUCCCGGAAGGAACAUUGCUGCACUGUGACAUCACUUCCUCCCUCCACGGCCCUUUUUAGUAGUCGUGUAGAUGUUCUCAUUGUUUCACCUGUGCAUUCACAGGCCUUCCACACACACACACACUGCAGUGGCCAUGCAGGCAAGAUGGGCUCUCAUUCGCCCCGUUCUGCUGUGAGUGUGUGUUGGCUUCAUAUGCAGCUAACUCACACACGCCAAAAUAUACACAGUUCAAUGCCAAUGUUAGCUACAAUAAGCUCAAAGAUAGCUUGCGGAAGCAGGACUACUUUGUGACCGGUUUUUAAAUAGUUUCAUUGUGUUUAGUUAAGUUAUUUUUGCAAUUUUUAAACAUUUUAACCUUUCUUGUUAAUUUUAAAUCUCAUAUCUUUUAGAAUACAGAACACGUCAUUCUACAGUAUUUAAGUGCAUAAAACCAUAUUGUUUUUAUAUGAAAAAAAAAAUAAUAAAUAUAUAUAUAUAAAUAUGAUAGAUAUACAUGAUACAUAAAAUGAUGACCACAUGGUGCCACUUCAUUGCUGCAGUUGAAGAUUUUCUUUUUCCUUGGGUCGUAGUUAUUUAUGUCUGACCGCGUGCAGUUCAUGUCACAGUUGCCGACACACACAAGAAUGUUUUGGCUUUAAAUAUGCUUCAUGUCUUUUUUCUUUUUUUUAAAUGAUAUUUAAAUAGAAUUUCUGGGAUUUCUUUUUAUUUUCCUGGUUGGUUUGGAAUCCUGGACAUGAUGGAGAAGGGACUAGCACAUGUAAAAAAGCAAUAAGUAAAAGUUUGUUAUUCCAGGAUUGCAGAGUAUUUUUUGUACAAAAUGUAAUUAAAAGAGGAUCCUUGUGUAUAUACUGUAGGCUGCACAGUGGACAGAGCGGGUGUACAGGAGACCACUUACUGAAGUCAAUAUGCAAAUGUUCAUAUCUCAUCUGAUUUCUAUCAUGUGAAAUAAAUGUUGAUGUUCUUA
This is a messenger RNA of Alosa alosa (allis shad), 5058 nucleotides long. Its product is annotated as pleckstrin homology domain-containing family A member 5-like. NCBI's taxonomy places the organism in Eukaryota, Metazoa, Chordata, Actinopteri, Clupeiformes, Clupeidae. Gene Ontology annotation, cellular component: cytosol. The transcript is spliced from 29 exons. The coding region runs from base 522 to 3965 and encodes 1147 amino acids. Gene Ontology annotation, molecular function: phosphatidylinositol-3,5-bisphosphate binding; phosphatidylinositol-4-phosphate binding; phosphatidylinositol-5-phosphate binding. The record is from RefSeq and is a predicted model, not a curated record.